AUGAAUCCCAUAGCCAAAUGUUACCUGAUGUUCUUCCUCCUUUUGGCAGUUCUCUUGCCCGAGGCGCGCGCGAAUUCGUGCCACCCCGGCGACCUCCGUGCGCUGCUGGACUUUGCCGGGAGCCUCAAUGGUCGGGAUGUCCUCCUCCGUGCCACGUGGUCCGGCGCCGCAUGCUGCAGCUGGGAAGGCGUGGGUUGUGACGCCGCCAACGGCCGUGUCAUGGCACUACGCCUCCCCGGGCGAGGCCUCAAGGGGGCCAUCCCAGGAACCUCACUUGCAGGCCUUGCGCAGCUCGAGGAACUCGACCUCGGCUCCAACAACUUUCACAACAUCUCAGGGGUGCUCACCGUGUUGCAUGGGUGCCAGAACCUCGCCACGUUGAUUCUCACCAAGAAUUUUGGUGGUGAAGAGCUACCCGGCGAUAGUAUUAUUGGUGGGUUCAAGAGCCUCGAGGUGCUGGCCCUUGGUGAUUGUGCUCUCAAGGGCAGGGUUCCGGAAUGGUUGUCUCAAUGCAAGAAAAUGGAGGUGCUUGAUUUGUCUCGCAACCAAUUGGUCGGCACCAUUCCAUCGUGGAUUGGUGAGCUGCACCACCUUUCCUACUUGGAUCUCUCAAAUAAUUCAUUGGUUGGCGAGGUACCUAAGAGUUUGGCACGACUAAAGGGCCUCGCCACCGCUGGGCAUUCAGAGGGCAUGACUUUCACUAACAUGCCAUUGUAUGUGAAGCAUAAUAGAAGCACACUGGGACGACGACUUAACGAGCUCCCAAAUGUCAUAACAGGGACCAACAAUGUUGUGAGAUCCGGGAGAAAGAAUGUUGUAUCCGGAAACGACAAUACUGUCAUAUUUGGGGAUGAAAACACCGUAUCUGGGAACAACCAUGCGGUAUAUGGGAAUCACAACACCGUAUCCGGGAACAACCACGUCGUAUCUGGGAGCAAGCAUGUUGUAUCUGGGAGCAGGCAUGGUGUAACUGGGAGUAGCAGUGUCGUAUCUGGGUUCAACAAUGGCGUAUCUGGGAUCAACCAUGUCGUAUCUGGGAGUAACAAUGUCGUAUCUGGGAGCAACAAUGUUGUAUCUGGGAUGAACCAUAUCGUAGUUGGGAAUAACAAAGUUGUAUCAGGAGCUUAA
Molecule: messenger RNA, 1128 nt
Organism: Triticum turgidum subsp. durum (durum wheat)
Lineage: Eukaryota; Viridiplantae; Streptophyta; Magnoliopsida; Poales; Poaceae
Source: the annotation of a GenBank genome assembly